AUGGAGAAUGGACAAUGUACUCAUUGCUCACCUAGUGGAAGUCGCUGGUCGUUGGUGGUGGAGGCUGUGGUGGCUGGUUGGAGGCUAUGGUCACUGGUGGUAGAGGCUGUGAUCGCUGGUGAUGGAGCUCGUUGGAGGCUGUGGUCGCUGGUGGUGGAGGCUGUGGCCGCUGUUAGGGCAAAUAUGGAGAAUGGACAAUGUACUCAUUGCUCACCUAGUGGAAGUCGCUGGUCGUUGGUGGUGGAGGCUGUGGUGGCUGGUUGGAGGCUAUGGUCACUGGUGGUAGAGGCUGUGAUCGCUGGUGAUGGAGCUCGUUGGAGGCUGUGGUCGCUGGUGGUGGAGGCUGUGGCCGCUGGUUGGAGCUCGUCAGAGUGUUGUCCGACUGAGAGUGGUUGA
This is a messenger RNA of Ilex paraguariensis (yerba mate), 396 nucleotides long. The record is from the annotation of a GenBank genome assembly. NCBI's taxonomy places the organism in Eukaryota, Viridiplantae, Streptophyta, Magnoliopsida, Aquifoliales, Aquifoliaceae.